AUGCCCUGGGCCGCGCACCACGCGGCGUUGGCGCCGUCCUCGCGCGAGACGACGGGCUCGCGCGAGCGCCGGACGAAGGGGCCCCACGGCGACGACGACUCGGCGACGCCGAUCGACUCCGCGUGCGCGCCGCCGGGGUCCGCGACGCCGCCGAAGAAGAGGAACCACGCGCAGCCGCCGCCGUUCGCCGCGCAGUCCCGCACGGCGCCCGGCGUGAAGACGGCGUGGGCGUCGAAGGCGCCCGCGGUCCCGGACCCGGCGACGACCUCGCCCUCGUGCCGCCACCGCGCCGUCGGGUCGUCGAACCGCGAGGCGUUGAGCGAGAAGUGCGAAAUUUGGCCCGCCGCGUACCCCUCGGCGCCCGAGGGCUGA
This is a messenger RNA of Aureococcus anophagefferens, 372 nucleotides long. RefSeq lists its product as hypothetical. Bases 1 to 372 code for a protein of 123 amino acids. The record is from RefSeq and is a predicted model, not a curated record. Lineage: Eukaryota; Pelagophyceae; Pelagomonadales; Pelagomonadaceae. The transcript has a single exon.